This is a messenger RNA of Exophiala oligosperma, 869 nucleotides long. RefSeq lists its product as uncharacterized. Gene Ontology annotation, biological process: mitochondrial DNA replication; positive regulation of helicase activity. The coding region runs from base 171 to 614 and encodes 147 amino acids. The transcript is spliced from 2 exons. Lineage: Eukaryota; Fungi; Ascomycota; Eurotiomycetes; Chaetothyriales; Herpotrichiellaceae. Gene Ontology annotation, cellular component: mitochondrial nucleoid. The record is from RefSeq and is a predicted model, not a curated record. Gene Ontology annotation, molecular function: single-stranded DNA binding.
CAACAAAUAGCACCUUGAGAUAACACAAACCCCUUUACUCAUCUCGAAAUAUACAGACACCGUGGCUGCAUAAAGGCACCUAGCUACUCAAUUCAUAAACUUCCUGCGCAAAAGCAUUCCGACCUCAUUUCACCAUCUCUCCUCUGUCCAGAGACUCAUCCUUCUCCAUCAUGUCUUUCCUUCUAUCUCCUGCCCGACGUGCGGGCAGCGCCACUCCUGCCUUUGCGCAGCGAGCAUUCUCGACAACACGAUCCUCACAACUGGCGCGCAUGACUCUUGUUGGCCGGAUAGGCACCGACCCCGAGUUGAUCGACACCGGGAAGGCCCAAGUCAUUAGAUAUGUGGUCGGAACGAGCUCUGGGCCAAAGGACAACAGACAAACAUCAUGGUUCCGCAUCUCAAGCUUUGCGCCGGAGGGUCCCGCAAGAGACUACAUCAUGGGUUUAAGCAAAGGAACACUUGUCUAUCUCGAAGGCGAUGCGACGAUGCGUACCUAUAACGAUGCUGAUGGCAAGAAACAAAGCGCACUGAACCUCGUGCAGACGAAGGUGGAUGUGCUCAAGCGACCAUAUCCCAAGGAAGGAGAAAGUGACGAUGGCCCAACCGGUGUUUGAUUCAUCGGAGAGGGCAGGCUCUCGUCAAGGACAUCCAAUAAUGUACAAAAAUUUCCUUGCUAGGCAGGAUGUGGACAUAUGGUGUUUGAUGGAUGUGUGAGGGAUGGCUUCCUAUAUACUUCGCCACUCAUGAUGUUGCUUUCCCGUGGAGCAGAAACAACAAAGUCAUCUUCUGCUGUAUGCAUAAUAUCUCCCAUACCUUCCUGUAUACCUACAAUGUCGUUGACAAUAUUUGGUCUCUGCAUGAACAGUCGU